AUGGUGCCUGUGACUUUUCUUGAACCAGCUGUACAAUCGUAUAUAGUGUAUUCGGGUAUUUUAGGCAUAAAAGUUCUAUGCAUGUCAGCUCUGACUGGCAGCAAGCGGUUCCAAAAGAAAGUGUUUGCUAAUGAAGAAGAUGCUAAAUCUUUAAAAGGAGUAGUCAAACUUGACGAUCCCGAUGUAGAGAGGAUAAGACGAGCACAUUUAAAUGAUCUCGAGAAUAUUCCAGUGUUUUGGUUGCUUGGCGGAUUAUAUUUAACCACUGGUCCAUCAGACGAGGUAGCUGUAAACCUGUUCAGAGUAUUCACUGUCUGCCGUGUAUUACAUACGAUUGUGUAUGUGGUGAAGCCAUUACCGCAGCCAGCGCGCGGUAUUGCAUUCGGAAUCCCAAAUUUGAUCAACUGGUACAUGGGAGUUAAAAUUGUGCAACAUUUCAUUAGUGCUUUG
Brenthis ino (lesser marbled fritillary) is the source of this 450-nucleotide messenger RNA. The record is from the annotation of a GenBank genome assembly. NCBI's taxonomy places the organism in Eukaryota, Metazoa, Arthropoda, Insecta, Lepidoptera, Nymphalidae.